Molecule: messenger RNA, 180 nt
Organism: Dibothriocephalus latus
Lineage: Eukaryota; Metazoa; Platyhelminthes; Cestoda; Diphyllobothriidea; Diphyllobothriidae
Source: the annotation of a GenBank genome assembly
UGCAACAUCUGUCCGGAACUGGUUGACGGCGCUCCCAAGUCGGGUGACUUAGUUGUGGAGUAUUCACCGCCGCUGCCCUACCAGGGCACAGGCUUCCACCGAUACGUAUUUGUCCUCUAUUGCCAGGAGAAAGGACCCAUUGACCUGAGCCAGGAGAGACGUGGACCACUAAAGAGGUGA